Messenger RNA from Daktulosphaira vitifoliae (grape phylloxera), 2195 nucleotides. RefSeq names its product zinc finger MYM-type protein 1-like. The record is from RefSeq and is a predicted model, not a curated record. Bases 1 to 2187 code for a protein of 728 amino acids. The transcript is spliced from 3 exons. Lineage: Eukaryota; Metazoa; Arthropoda; Insecta; Hemiptera; Phylloxeridae.
AUGACUUUUGUAAGACUUAUGAAUGAAGUACUUAGACGAUGUCUAGAUGAUUUUGUCCAAGUUUACUUGGACGACAUAAUUAUUUAUUCAAGUAGUUUAGAAAAGCAUUUAGAACAUUUAGGCAAAGUUCUAGAACGAUUAGAGCGACACGGGCUGACAUGUCACACAAAAAAUUAUAAUUCCACGUUGACUUGGCUACACAGAGCAAAGGACAACAAUUCAAAAUUAACUAGGUGGGCGCUACAUCUAGGUAAUUUGAAUUUUACAACGACACAUGUACCCGGGAAACACAACGAAGGACCGGACAUGUUGUCACGUUAUCCGACCGCGGGGCCCCCUGUUGACGAAGAGUUACUCGACGAUAAUCUGGUGGGCGCACCAACAACGAGAACGUCGGAUAAUACGCGGGCCACUCUUGACAAUGUUUUUGCCUUAACCGAAACAAACGGCGCGUCAAAUAAAAGGCCUUUUACGGGGGGAGGGGGAAUACAAGAGUGGCAAAACGACGACCCGUUUCUUUCAUCCAUCAUGAAACAAUUACUCAAGGAGAACGCCAGAAAAAACAAUAAGAAGUCCAGCAAGAACAACAACGAAUAUUUCAUGUUAGACGGACUUAUACGCAUUCGUAUGGGUGUAGACACACCAGCUGUAAUACCAGUAGCCAAAUCACAGCGUGUUAUUUGUUUUUACUCGCAUUUUAAGACUGAUCCAGCUGACUGGAAUAUAAGUGAAUUUACUAUUGAUUAUUUAUGUAAAAACGGCUACAGUCAAAAUUUAGAUUCAAAUUUUAGUCGAUCCAAACGACUUUAUCAGACGGUUCGUAGAGGUUCAUUCAGAAAUGUUCAUAGAUAUUUGAAUAAAAGUUAUUUUAAAACUAUUUUAAUCAAUGGGGAAAAAUGUAAAAGAAGUUAUCUUGUUUAUUCAGAAAGUAAAGGUGCAGUUAUUUGCGUUCCUUGUUAUCUAUUUCAAAAUUCUUCAGAAUUUUCAAGAAAUGGUUUCUCAGAUUGGAAAAGACCAAAAUCAAUCAACAAGCAUGAAAACUCCCUUUCACACAAAACAUGUGUAAUUAAAAUGAAAAAUAGAUCAUCAAAAUUAAAUAGGGUUGAUAAAACUCUUCAGUAUCAAGUAGAAACAGAAAAAGAAUACUGGAAAAAUGUCCUAAUAAGGGUUUGUGCUGUUAUAAAAUCUUUAACAUGUCGUGGCUUGUCAUUUAGAGGUGAUAAUGAGCAGUUUGGAUCUUUACACAAUGGUAAUUUUAUGAUGUGUCUCGAAUUGAUAGCAGAAUUUGAUCCGUUUUUGACCAAACAUAUAUCGAAUCAUGGAAAUCAUGGCAAAGGUCACACAAACUAUUUGUCUCAUAGUACAUAUGAAAAAUUUAUUAAGUUAAUGACAGUUAAAGUUCAAAAUAAAGUGGUUGAAGAAAUUAUUAAAGCUCGAUAUUUUUCAAUUAGCAUUGACUCAACUCCCGAUAUUGGUCAUAUUGAUCAACUUUCAUUUAUAUUUAGGUAUGUUAACAGUGAUGGGUUACCUGUAGAAAGAUUUUUAUGCUUUUUGGAAAAUGUUGGACACAAGUCUCAAAAUAUGGCUGAUGCAGUUUUUUCUAUAUUAAAAAAAUACAAUUUAGAUAUUUCAUAUUUACGUGGACAAUCUUAUGAUAACGCUAAAAAUAUGUCUGGCGUUUAUUCUGGUCUUCAAGCUAGGAUUCGUGAAGUUGCACCUUUGGCUGAUUUUAUUCCGUGUUCAGCUCAUUCGCUUAACUUGAUUGGAUCUUAUGCGGCUAGUUGUUGUAAAGAAGCUAAUUCAUUUUUUUGUUUUAUUCAGAAUGUUUAUACCUUUUUUUCAGCUUCUACUCACCGUUGGGAUCUACUUAAAGUUAAUUUGACAUUGAAAAAUCUAUCUGAAACGAGAUGGUCGGCGCGAUAUGUUGCUUGCAAAGCUCUUAAUGAUAAUUGGGAAAUUGUGAAGCAAACUUUAGUUGACUUAUCAAACAAUUUAAAUGAAAAAUCUAUUACAUGUAAUGAAGCUCGUGGUUUAUAUCAUGCAAUGAAUCGUCUUGAAACUACAUUUAUGUUAUUAUUUUGGGAAGACUUACUACAACGAUUUAAUGCCUUUAGUAAACUUCUACAAUCAGUUAAUAUUGAUAUAAAUGUUUUUACAAUAUCAAGAAAAAGCAUUAAAAAAAUGUGAUGUAAAUG